GGAGGAGUAGUACAAGUAGGUGGAGGAGGAGCCUGUUUGUUGACAUCGGACGAAAGCGAAAAUCAGAUGAGUGAAGACUGGUGAUAAUAACUCAAUUUCUCGCCGUCAUCGAGACAUAUAGCCCUGGCGAAAGCUAAGGUCCCCUGCACUGCCCUGUCUUUGAUCUGAGCCGGAGAAGAAGAGGCAAACAUGGCAGCCAAAGCAGGAGACAACCCUGACAGCCUCAUGACUCUGGCAACGGUGUUCUGUCUGAGGAACCUCAGGAAGACCAUGUGCUACCAGGGAUUGAGGAACAAGCUCUGCCUGCGCUCCGACAUCUUCCUUCCCAGCGAAAUCUGCGACAAGCUGGUCAACACAUAUAUGGAGUUGGUCCACACAGACAGUAACUUUGAACCGGAGGAGAGCUUCUUCCAACUAUUCUCAGACCCCCGAAGCACCAGACUCACUAGGGUACAGCUGAGAGAGGACUUUGUACGUGACAGAGAUCUGGAGGCCAUUAGAAAACAGGACCUGAUUGAGCUCCACCUCACCUACUGCAACAGUCUGUCAUCCCGCAGUCUGAAAACACUGACCUGCUUCCGUGAGACCUUGGUGUCUCUUUGUCUCUUCGGCUGCAACCACAUCUUCUACCGGAAGGGUGGCGCCCCGCUCGCGUGCAAUGAAGACACCGAGGAUGAGGAGGAGGAAAGCCCUGCUUCUAGGCAAGCAGUAGAGACAGACUUUAACUUCCAGGGGUUCAACCGCCUCAGGUUGCUCAACUUGGGGGGCCUGCCUGACGAGGUGGAUGCUGAGACCCUGCUCAAACCCCUGAAGUCACUCACCUCACUAGAUCUAUCUAACGUACAGUUGCUGGGAACAGCUUUUCUCACACAAUGGAAAGACAGACUGGCAUCUCUUGUUCUCUACAAUGUGGACCUUUCGGAGGAGUUGAUCAGUACAGUGGUGGAAAUCGUUCAUCUCAGACACCUCGACAUCUCGCGGGAGAGCAGGCGAACCUCCAAGUGUAAGAUGACAAGGAAGAUCCUGACAGCCAUCGUACAGCGCCUGGUCAAUCUGGUGUCACUGGACAUUUCGGGUCACAUCAUGCUGGACAACUGCACAGUUCCACACUUUGAAGAGGCUAUGGGUCGGCCAAGCAUUGAGCCGUGCAAGAGCAGCAUCUAUCCUUUCCAGGAGCUGAAGAGGCCCCUGCAGUUUCUGGGUUUAUAUGACACCACCCUUUGUAAUGUGACACACAUCCCUGCGUAUAAGGUGACUGGAUCCAAGAAUGAGGACCAGGUCCUGAAUGCCAUUGAGGCUUACACAGAGUUUCGCCCUGAGCUGGCCCACAGAGCCAUCAAUCAGCUGUUUGACAUCGCCAGGAUACAGCACUGCAGCCAACUGCUCCGAGCUUUGCAACUUGUCAUAGCAGCACUGAAGUGCCAUAAAUACGAUAAGAGUAUACAGGUGACUGGCAGCGCUGCUCUGUACUACCUGACCAACACAGAGUACCGCAGUGACCAGAGUGUGCGGUUGCGCAGAGAGGUCAUACAAGUGGUACUGAAUGGAAUGGAGCAGUACCAGGAGGUCACUGUCCAGAGAAACUGCUGCUUGACUCUGUGCAACUUCAGUAUUCCAGAGGAGCUGGAGUUCCAGUACAGUCGGGUCAACCAGCUGCUGCUGAAAAUCCUGGAGCCAGCCAGGCAAGAUGAGUCCAUCCAGAGAAUUGCUGUGCACCUCUGCAACGCUUUGGUGUGUCAGGUGGACAACCAUCACAAGGAAGCUGUGGGAAAGAUGGGAUUUGUCAAGACAAUGUUGAAUUUAAUUCAGAAGAAGCUUCAGGACAGAAUGUGUGAUCAGGUGAUGGAGUUUUCCUGGAGUGCUUUGUGGAACAUCACUGAUGAGACGCCCGACAACUGCCAGAUGUUCCUCAACUGUCGGGGCAUGAGUCUGUUUCUGGAGUGUCUACAGGAAUUUCCAGACAAGCAGGAGCUUCACCGCAACAUGUUGGGGCUUUUGGGAAAUGUAGCUGAGGUCAAAGCACUAAGGCCACAGCUGCUUACCCCACAGUUCAUCACUGUGUUCAGUAACCUGCUGGACAGUAAGGCAGAUGGAAUCGAGGUGUCGUACAAUGCGUGUGGUGUACUUUCACACAUCAUGUUUGACGGGCCUGAGGUUUGGUCGAUGGAAGAGCCGAGAAGAGACACAGUGAUGGACAAGAUGUGGGAUGCCAUCCAGAGCUGGGAUGUCAGCUCACGCCGCAACAUCAACUACAGGUCAUUCGAGCCCAUCCUGCGGCUGCUGCCUCAGAGCAUCUCCCCUGUCAGUCAGCACUGGGCCACAUGGGCUCUCUUUAACCUGGUGUCAGUUUACCCAAGCAAGUAUUGUCCCCUGCUGAUAAAGGAAGGUGGCAUCAGUCUUCUAGAGAAGGUUCUGAAGCUGGAGAGCUCACAGCCAGAGACCAAGGACAUGGCCAGCAAAGUAAUGGGGCAGUGUGAAAACUUCAAAGAAGACCCGAUGGAAACAAAUCAUGGACAGGAGGUAAACUAUGGACAAAGAGGUUGACAGCACAAGAGCUAUGAUUCUCAGCAAGCAUCAAGCAAACCAACCUAAGGCCCCUCCUACUGUCAUCACCACAAGGGUCAAUCGUGUGCAUUUUUCUUCUUCUUCUCAUUCUUCUUAUUUUGUAGAUCAGAAAUGUGUCUGACCCUCUUCACAGCAGUUUGGACAAAACCUUAAUAUAUGACACAUAGGACUUAAGAUGUGGUGCAUGGUGUUUUGUUGUGAGGGUGCUUACCUUUGCUGCACAUAAGCAUCUCUUGGGAGGGGUUGGUGGGGGUGGGUGACUGUUAUCUCUCAGUGUGCACGCACGUGUGUGUGUGUGUGUGUGUGUGCGUGCGUGCGCGUGUGUGUCAAAGACGUACGGGCAGAACAAAGCAGUCAGAGUGGUUCUCAGUGGAAGGAAACGGGUCCUCCCCAGCUCGCUACCAUUAACUGUAACAUUGAACAAAAGGCUGAGGUGCAGCGCCAUCAGAGGUGGCAGCACUCACACUGCUCGCUCACAGUCGCUCGUGCUUGUGGAGGGCCACUGAGCUGUUGACAUGUACAGUGAAUAUUAGCCAUUAUGUUUGUAGGCUGCAGAGAAGCGUCACACUGAUGUUGACAGGAGGGAAGUCUUCCCAGACCUUGUGGCACAAUGAUGGACUUCUUUGUUAUAUAUGUAAAUAUUCUCUGUUUGUCUCAUCCUUUUACUGUGUGUAUGUUUUAUAAUAUAACUGUAAACACUCAUGACUUUACUCUGUAUUUAAAUUUGUUUAGGUUGGACUGACAGGUGGUCAGUGCUAAGAAACUAUAUACUGAAUACCCAAUCAUUCAAAUGUAGUCUGGCAAUCCUGGGUACUCUGUUCUUCAAAGGAUCAUUUAGAUAUAGAUUUGGUUCAUCCUCACCUUGCUCUUAAAUUAUCUGGCAUGUUAUCCUGACUCUGUUGAAUCAUUUUACUGGAAGUAGCCGUGACUUUCAAAAAUGAGGGAGGUCAAAUCGUUCAAAGCAAAUACACCAUAUAGCCAACAGGCACAAAAGUAACUCCAUCAAGAGAGUGUUUUCUCAGUUGGUGCAGAGAACCUGCAUGGAGCCUCGGCCUUGUCCAAAUUACAACCAGUUAGCAUCCAAUGAGGAACUACUGGCAGCUACGGGGACGGGUUUAGGUGUGACGACCACUGAGGGGAGUGACUGCUCGUUUGAAAAAUGUAAUUAUGGCUCCUCCAGAGGUUAGUGUGGCUGCUGUAGCAUCAGUAACAUCAGAACUGAGGAGUUGAGACUGAAAGAAAAAAACAAAGAACAACAGUGAAGGCUUGUCUUGAUGGUGUUUUCACUCUUCUCUCCACUGACUUCAGCAAGAAUUUGAUUCACCAGAGGUCGGUCAGUGCUCUCCUGCUGUAACUCCAGGCCUGCAGAUAUGUGAAAUAUAUAAUAAAGUAACAUUUACAUUUUCAACCUUGAAGUCUGCAGACCCAACCCGUACUGACUCAAGUGUCAUCACUUGAGGACAGAAUGUCACACUGUUGUUGUGAGUAAGUAGUUGAACAUUUAAAUAUACUAUGGACAUAUAACUGGAUGUCCAUCUGGAAUUCUAAAGCUGUCUCCAGUGGUUUGCUCUAAAGCUCAGCAGUGCUUCCAGUUGUCAGGUUUGAUGCCAGAUAAUCAGCAAGGCAAGGCUAAAGGUUGCGAUUAUCUUUCGACAACACCUGAUGGGCCAUUACGUGUACUGGUUGGUCGACAUGCUGCUAAGUAACUGCGUCACUUAAACUCCUCUUCUAGUAUGAGUUGUCCCAUGGUACUAUACUAACAUUAAACAGCAGAUGAAGCAAUAACUGAUGGGAGAAAGGAAAAUAGUGGUGUUUGGCUGAAAAUUGAAACUAGGAUGACCUGUUCAGGAAGGAAGCAGGAUGCUUCUUUUUGACAACCCAAAUCAAUGCCUGACUGUAUUCACGUCAUUUGCAGUUGUGACUGUAAGGGUGCCCUGUGGAGUUCUCUUGUCAACAAACAGAUUCAUGUUAUCGUGAUGUUUGUCACAAAAAGACGUGCGUGUAUGCAAGAGGCCUAACAAACUUGUUGAAUUUACUUAAAAAUAUUUUAAAAGCAGUUUUUUAAUUCAAUCUGUUUUCUUUUACAUUUUGCAAACUACAAAUGUUUUGCUAGCUCACGGCCUUUUUCUCCUCUGCCACUGCUGACAUAUUGCUUUCUUGCUACCAACUCUGGAGACGUGGAAUAGCAUAAAGCUACAAAUGUGUACAGCUCCGCCCAUGUUUUCUUGCAUGUGGGUCCUUUUAAGUGACCUCAAGAUGCAACACACAGAUGGGCGAAUCAAGACAGUGCUCCACAGUGCUACUUAGUGGCUUAAAACUCCACAGGGUGCCUUUGUGAUGACUCUCACUAACUGGUUUCCUCACCGGCAUUUCUCAAACGUGGCACUGGAAUCAAUAUAGGAUCCUCUUUUGCAGACAGCAGUCACAGUAAAUGUCAGCAGUAGCUGUCUGAAUUAGGAGCCAUUCAUUUUAGUCUACAGAGUAGAUUACCUGUCAUGUAUACUGAGUUCCAUACCAGUGAGGCACGGCAGAUAUACCACAUUUUACUGCUUUUCUUACCUUGUUUUAACACUUUAGCUACAAACUGUAUUUUAGUUUGAUUGAUACAGACAUGGUUGCCAUGUUUCCAGGUUUGGGACAGUGACUGUAUGUUAAGAUUAGAGUUGCCUUUUUUUUGACACUCAGAGGACAGUUGAUGUACCAGUAAAUAGAUUAACAGAAGUCAUAAAUUAAACUGUUUUGUUUUAUUUUUCCAAAUCUAUUUCCUAUUUUUACAAAAUAAACUAAGAAAAGAUUAAAUGGCAGCAUCACCAAUUUUACAUAUUAAAAUGCGUUUGCAGUUGGAAACUUUUAGGUUUUUAAAAGCAGUCCAGUGGUCUAACGUUACACUCCUCCCUAACACUGUUGGACUCGUCGUGGACAGUUUAAAAGCAAAUGAUUAAAAUCGGUACAGCGGAACAGAGAUAUCAACUGUCUUAUUCCACACUUCCUUUUUAAAACCGGGUGCCUACAUUACCCAAAAUGAAACUUAGCAACUGAGUGACACCACUGGAGGCAGUUGUGCAGAUUCAUAUUAAUUAGACAAAAUGAUUAAUACUACUUGUUCACAUAUGCAGUAGUAAUCCCCAACACCUGUAAACUUUAAUUUAUAAAAUAGUAUAAUAAUCAAACUAUUAUGGCAGUAUGACCGUGUGCAAUAACCAAAUUGCAGAGGCUGCAAGUUUUUGAUAAAGGUAAAAUGUGUCACAACAUACAAUUGUAAAUGAAGCAUUGUGCUACUCAGAUGCCCUGGCCUACAAAUCAGAUCAUAUAUUCCAGCAAAUUCAGUGGAAAUGUGGUACUUGCCAGUACCACUAAAAUCUUGACCCAUGUUUAAAUAUCUGACAAAAUAACUCCAAAAUGAUUUUUUGGCUUUGAUUUUUAGAUUUGCUAGGCCCUAGUUGACAGUUAAUUUUCUGUCAUUCAGCACUUGAGCACAUUUAGGUCAGUGCUCUAGAGUGAGUUUCCAGCUUGGUUUAAUUCUUACAGCAUUGGAUUGUUGCCAUCUGAAUUAAGUUUCUUUUUAACAGAUGAUCUGAAUGUGUUUGGAUGAGCAGUGUGAGCAGGUGUACAGACUCACUUUGCCUGCAGUGCUGACGCUCAGGACAGGUUUUGGAUGGUGGAUAUGAGCGAAAAAGAUUGAAUUCACGUUCAUGUCGUUCAUUAAAUUUUUAAACCAUGAACUACCAGGACUAUAGUUUUGAUGCCAGUGAAGGAACAAUACGUCACCAGUCAUAUUUCACAGCAUUCAAAAUGUUUUCUCCUCCAGCUGGUUGAACCAGGUCAGACAUGUUGCACACUGGUUAGUAAUAUGUAGCACACUGGCACCACAGUGUGUAGCUCUAGCUGGUUCCCGGUGUCAGCCUCUGUACACAGAAUCCUACCCAGUUAAGGACUGUGUUCAUGAGUGUCUUUAAGCUAUUCCAUAUCAGUUGUGUUGGGUUCACCCACUGACUCGAUUUCCUGGUUCUCAUGUACAGUUUUUCUUUGUGUGAUUUUUGGGAAUCUGAUUGGUCCAGCUCUGUCUCUAUCGCUACUUCACAGUCAUGGUACAAGUUGAUGUUCAAGUAGGCAGUGGUGUGAGAUGAAAAGCUUUAAUAGAGACUUACUUGAUGUUUCUGUCUGGAAUUCCGAUGUGUGCAUCUGAAGAGGAUGUGCUUUCACGUGUGAUCAGAACAAAAUCUCUUGUGACUUUUGAGUUAAGAAUUACAGUGUUUGAUUAAAGAUCCUAGCAGAGGUGUGAGCUUCUCUCUGGAGAAGCCAGAUGAUCACAGUUGGACAUCUUACAUCUCCAUCAUCUCAUUAGAAGUCACUGAAUGUUUCCAUUUAUGCUUUCCAGGAAGAAAUAAUGUCUACAGCUGGGUGUCAGUGACGGCAAGUAGCUACUGUCAGGGUUUGAUUGUUAUUUAUAAUGUUGUAUGUGCUGAAAACUUAAAAAAAUAAAAUAAAAAAAAACAUUAAAGUUAAAUACUUCUUCAGGAGAACUGCUGUGUCACAAACUGUUUCAGAUUUCAUCUACUAAUUUCACAAUGUUUCUAAAGUCUGUCGACACUCUGUUAUUGAUUUCUUUUGUAACUGCUGAUGAUAAGUGUAAUCCAAAAUGGAGUGAAGAACAUUUGAUCCAAACAUUAUGGAGUUUUUCCUGACUUAAAUAGUACCAGGCCAUUAGUGUAAAGAUAUGAAUAAGCAAUAAAGAUGGAGUGGUUUAAAAAUGGAA
Molecule: messenger RNA, 7321 nt
Organism: Acanthopagrus latus (yellowfin seabream)
Lineage: Eukaryota; Metazoa; Chordata; Actinopteri; Spariformes; Sparidae
Gene: zer1
Product: zyg-11 related, cell cycle regulator
Exons: 16
Coding region: 190-2544 (784 amino acids)
Cellular component (GO): Cul2-RING ubiquitin ligase complex
Molecular function (GO): protein binding
Source: RefSeq, a predicted model, not a curated record